Molecule: messenger RNA, 1104 nt
Organism: Scleropages formosus (Asian bonytongue)
Lineage: Eukaryota; Metazoa; Chordata; Actinopteri; Osteoglossiformes; Osteoglossidae
Gene: cxxc4
Product: CXXC finger 4
Exons: 3
Coding region: 177-1046 (289 amino acids)
Cellular component (GO): nucleus
Molecular function (GO): zinc ion binding; methyl-CpG binding
Source: RefSeq, a predicted model, not a curated record
CCGGCGCGCCCCCGGCUCUCCGCUAGCGUCUGGCCGCUCUUCUCUCCAGGAGCCCGGUAGUACCGGAGAAGAUAAACCAGGAUGGUAACGUAUCGUUGGUAACGAAGCUCCGACUCCGACAAAGGCCCCAGUGAAGCCAGGACUGUGUUGCGAAUCGGCCCCGAACAGCGACAGCCAUGUCUAAUAUAAACAAUGCUCUUUGCAUCGAGAACGGACAGGGCGCAGAUGUGUCUCUCUUACAGAAGGAUAAUCUUCAGGAAAGUGGAUUAAGCCAGCUUUUGGAUUAUAAUGCCGAAAUGGAAAGGUACCGCUCUUUCGCGAACUUUUACAAAACGAACGGGGCGUUUCCGCAGACGGCCAAGAUCGCCCGCAUAACCACGCCGAUUUUCCCCAGCGCCCGAAUCGGCGUGUCCCCCUGGAACUGCGAUAACGCCAUGCUGUGGGGGAGGAAGUCGGCGGCAGUAAACCCUAAUAGGACCGGCAUGCAUAGAAAUGAGUCCCAGCGGCCCGGGAAACCUGGCGUGCCGCCAGAGACGUUGCAAAUGGCAAAUAAUAAUUUCCUCUCUCCCUUAUCCCCCGAACACUGCAGACCUUUAGCAGGAGAAUGCAUGAACAAGCUGAAAUGCGGCGGCGCCGAAGCAGAGAUAAUGAAUCUCCCGGAACGCGUCGGAACUUUUCCCGCUAUUCCGGCUUUAGGGGGCAUCUCAUUACCUCCCGGGGUCAUCGUCAUGACAGCCCUUCACUCCCCCGCAGCCUCGGCAGCCGUUACAGACAGUGCGUUUCAAAUUGCCAAUCUGGCAGACUGCCCACAGAAUAAUUCCUCGGCGUCCAGCGGCAACCCGGCCAAGAAGAAGAGGAAAAGGUGCGGGGUGUGUGCGCCCUGCAGGAGGCUCAUCAACUGCGGGGUCUGCAGCAGCUGUCGGAACCGCAAGACGGGCCAUCAGAUCUGCAAGUUCAGGAAAUGUGAGGAGCUGAAGAAAAAGCCGGGAACGUCGCUGGAGAGAACACCGGUGAACGGCGGUGAAGCCUUCAGGUGGUUCUUCUAGGGUCGCGGACCCGGCGACACCACGGCAAGCGGGCUCAGGUAAAGCCCUGGCUGGAUAC